AUGGUCACCGAAACCGAAGCCCUCCAAGUCUACAAAGACGCUAUCCACUUCGACGGCCUCAACAUCGCCAACUGGUCCCCAGAAAUCUUCCAAGCCUGGCAGGCCGGCGGCAUAACAGGCGUGUCCUGCACAUGCGGAAUCUGGGAAGGAUUCCGCGGCUCGAUCUCUAACAUAAUCCAAUGGAAGAAAUGGUUCGAGACGCACAGCGAGCUGAUAGUGCAAGCGCACAGCGUCUCCGAUAUCCGCGCCGCCAAAAAGAGUGGCAAAACCGCCGUGCUGCUUAGUUGGCAGAAUACCGCGGGCAUUGAAGACCAGAUUGACUACCUGCGUGUGUUUCGGGAUCUGGGGGUGCGCAAGAUGCAGCUUACGUACAAUACGCAGAAUUAUAGCGGGGCUGGGUAUACGGAGGUGCGGGAUAGCGGGCUUACGGGGUUUGGGAGGCAGGUUGUGGAUGAGAUGGGGAGAUUGGGGAUUGUGGUUGAUUUGAGCCAUGUUGGGCCGGUGACGAGUCGCGAUGUGAUUGAGUAUGCGAGCAGGGAGAAACCGCCGUGCUUUAGCCAUGUGUUGCCUGGCGGGUUGAAGGCGCAUCCGAGGAAUAAGGAUGAUGAGCUGCUGAAGUUGCUGGGGGAGAAGGGCGGGUUUGUGGGGAUUAGCCAGUUUGGACCGCAUAUGGAGAAGGGGAAUGAGUCGACGAUUGAUGACUAUGUUGCUGCGCUGGACUAUGUGAUUGGCCUUGUUGGGGAGGAUUUGGUUGGUGUUGGGUCUGAUGCGAGCGAGGGCCAUGCAAGGCCCAGUGAGUUCAUGGCGUGGUGUAACUUGGACAAGGGGUAUGCCCGCAGAUUGACGCCAUGGGGGAGUCAGACGGUGGUCAAGCCACUGGGGCAGUUGAAGGACCGGCCAGAGUUGGCAAAGGCCAUGGCUCGCGCAGGGUGGCCAGAGGAGAAGAUGCGAAAGGUACUAGGAGAGAACUGGUUGAAGUACCUGGAGCGUAUAAUUGGGUGA
Messenger RNA from Aspergillus puulaauensis, 1002 nucleotides. RefSeq lists its product as uncharacterized. Gene Ontology annotation, molecular function: metallodipeptidase activity. The record is from RefSeq and is a predicted model, not a curated record. Bases 1 to 1002 code for a protein of 333 amino acids. Gene Ontology annotation, biological process: proteolysis. NCBI's taxonomy places the organism in Eukaryota, Fungi, Ascomycota, Eurotiomycetes, Eurotiales, Aspergillaceae. The transcript has a single exon.